CUGACAAGUUCAUUGCCUAUAGCAUUUUCGGAUAACAUCAUGCGGGAGUGUAUCAAUGUACACAUUGGACAAUGUGGUGUUCAAACAGGAAAUGCGUUCUGGGAGUUAUUAUGCUUGGAACACGGUGUCCAACCAGACGGUAUGAUCAUGACGGAAGGUGUUUCUGACGAGAGGGAUACAUCGUUCAAUCCGUUUUUUUCCGAAACUGGUGCUGGUAAAUUGGUCCCACGGGCGGUUAUGUUGGAUUUGGAGCCAACAGUUCUGGAUGAAGUGCGAACCGGUGCCUAUCGGAAAUUGUUCCACCCUCAACAGCUCAUCUCAUCUAAAGAAGACGCUGCUAACAAUUACGCUCGUGGUCACUAUACUCUUGGGAAAGAUGUGAUUGAUUACACAAUGGACCGAAUACGAAAACUGGUUGACCAGUGUGAUGGACUACAGGGUUUUUUAUUCUUCCACUCAUUUGGUGGAGGAACCGGAUCAGGGUUCACAUCUUUACUGAUGGAACGAAUUUCGGUUGAUUACGGGAAAAAAUCUAAACUUGAGUUCGCUGUCUAUCCAUCCCCAAGAACCUCCACAGCCGUCGUAGAACCUUACAAUUCGCUACUGAACACACAUUCAACUUUGGAAUUGACAGACUGCGCAUUCAUAGUAGACAAUGAGGCGUUAUUCGAGGUGUGUCGGCGAAAUUUAGAUAUCGAUCGACCUUCCUAUGUCCAUAUUAACCGGUUGACCGCCCAGGUUGUCAGUUCGGUUACGGCCGCUCUUCGGUUCGAUGGUUGUCAAAAUGUGGACCUCACGGAGUUCCAAACCAACAUUGUGCCUUAUCCACGAAUCCACUAUCCGCUGGUCUCCUUCGCCCCGACCAUUUCAGCUGAAAAGGCGUUUCACGAAAGGCUCUCGACACACGAAGUCACAAAUGCUUGUUUUGAUCCAAUGAACCAAUUAGUCAAAUGCGAUCCUCGCCAUGGAAAAUACAUGGCUUGUUGUUUACUGUAUCGUGGUGACGUAAUUCCUCAGGAAAUUCAUCGAACAAUCGAAGAACUCAAAGGCAAACGGAAUAUACAAUUUGUCGACUGGUGCCCGACCGGCUUUAAAGUGGGUAUUAACUUUCAACCUCCUACCGUAGUUCCUGGUGGUGAUAUGGCUAAAACUCAGCGCGCUGUUUGUAUGCUUGCCAACACUACCGCCAUUGUUGAAGCCUGGAUCAGGUUAGAUCACAAAUUUGACUUACUUUACUCGAAACGGGCGUUUGUACACUGGUACGUUGGUGAAGGUAUGGAUGAAGGGGAGUUCACUGAAGCACGUGAAGAUUUGGCCUCUCUAGAAAAGGAUUAUGAGGAGGUUGGAUUUGACAGCGUAAUCCCCGAUGAUGUUGAUGAAGUGGAUUGCUGA
This is a messenger RNA of Opisthorchis viverrini, 1392 nucleotides long. RefSeq lists its product as hypothetical. Gene Ontology annotation, biological process: microtubule cytoskeleton organization; mitotic cell cycle. Gene Ontology annotation, cellular component: microtubule; cytoplasm. Gene Ontology annotation, molecular function: structural constituent of cytoskeleton; GTP binding. NCBI's taxonomy places the organism in Eukaryota, Metazoa, Platyhelminthes, Trematoda, Opisthorchiida, Opisthorchiidae. The record is from RefSeq and is a predicted model, not a curated record. The transcript is spliced from 3 exons. The coding region runs from base 40 to 1392 and encodes 450 amino acids.